Teleopsis dalmanni is the source of this 1209-nucleotide messenger RNA. RefSeq lists its product as uncharacterized. The transcript has 4 exons. Lineage: Eukaryota; Metazoa; Arthropoda; Insecta; Diptera; Diopsidae. Bases 120 to 980 code for a protein of 286 amino acids. The record is from RefSeq and is a predicted model, not a curated record.
AGUUCAGUCAAGUUUUGAAAUGCGUACUGCUCGAUACCAAAGGCGGAAAAUUUCCUACUCGUUUUCGGUUUAAAAUUUCGUAAUAAAAUUUAAAAAUAUAAAACGGUCCAAAUAAAAUUAUGUCCAAUCCAACGAAGAGUUCCACCAAAAAAGAUGGCGCCACAGAUAUACCACUUACUAAAAAGAUGUCUGUUGAUUCCAAGACUGAAGAGCAAAUUUUACAGGAAAACUUAAAGGCAAUAAUGGAUAAAAAGUCCCGUGAGGAGAGAAAAGCAAAUGGACGUCUGAUAGCCAUAAUUGUAGCGUUUUUAGUUAUAUUCUUGGCUAUAUAUCACGCUUGGAUAAGAAAGUCUGCCGUACUAGCUGGUAUACUUGUUCCUGCAUUUAUAAUGAUAUCUUAUGGAAGUUGGGUCGUCGUACAGACUAAAAGAGAUAAACAGAAGAAAGCACUUUUCGAGAAACAUUUAAAAGAGGUGGCACAAAAAAAUAAAGAAGAAUUAGAGCAAAAGGCUAAACUGAAGCUUGCAAAAAAGUCUGAAAAUAAAUCUUCAACGGAGACGACAUUACAUUUUGAAAAUGAAGUGCAACGAAAGGAGAAGUCUCAACUUAACAAUGAUAAAAAUAAUUCCAGCCUAACAGAAUCCACAAACAACAGCAACAGUUCCUCGCUCAAUAGCGAUCACAGAAAGCACCGUAAGCGGCGUGAAAGACAACGUCAUGCGGCGGCGGAUAAUGUACAAAUUCUAAUACAUCAAACCGCAAAUAAUGAACUGCGCAUUAAAAGACCAAGUAUACGUCAGAAAAUAUUUGGACAAAAGCCCACACAACUCCAUUACGACUAUGUGAGGUCCAUGAAGGCCAAGGACACAUCAGCAACAAAUGCAUCAGCCACUCUAACGCAAACGAAUAAGAAAAAAGUUUUACUACGCGUGGAUGCAUUAUCAGGGCCCCAAUUGGUACGCACCGGCUCAGCGCCAUAAACUAAGGAAAAUGGCCAAUGGAGGUCGGCCAUUUCAAUGGCAAUGCGUAUCGGCACGUAAACAGGAAAAAGUUUAAAAUUAGUACGACAGGAAAUCGAAGCGAAAAGCGAAAUAAAUUCGCAGUUAAUGCGAUUUUAACGCGCUUUGACGCUGGAACUUGUGUGUGAAUGGAAUUAAAGAAUUAAUUUGUUAAACAUUUUUUGCAUAUGUUUAUUUAUUUUAUUUUUUA